AUGAGCCCAUGGAAGGCUGAGCCACAAGAGGAGGAGGAUGAGCUCCCCAUGUACCAAGAGCACUAUAAUGCUCUCUUCUCCAUGGACUUUGUGGAGACCAAGUACCCACAUGAUGACACAAUGAGGGCUCUUGGGAUCUUUGAGGAUGUGGAGUUGGUACUCAAGAACAUGCAUUGGCAAAGUUCUUCUCUCACCGCAUGGAGUCAUACAAGGAGCUCACUUGAAGAUGGUAACCUUCAGGCAGCUAGAGAUACUCUUUGGUUCACUUAUGGAGAAGGAAACCUAUGGGAUAUCAAGGAAGAUGACUCCAAAGAGAGCCCAGUGCUGAGAUAUGUCCACAAGGCUCUUGCCAACACCUUCUUUGCAAGGAAAGCCACUGGUACAAUCAAUGAAGGAGAAGUGAAGCUCCUUGACAUGGGAAUUAAGCCCAUCAUCUCACGCACAAGGGAUGGGAAGAAGAUCAGAGGAGAUAGGGCACACGCAGGAAACCUCAUGCCUCUCCUUGAGCAGCUGCUCUCCUACAAGACACGCCUACAACACUCGACAUCAAACGGGAAGGAAGCUUAG
Microthlaspi erraticum is the source of this 567-nucleotide messenger RNA. The record is from the annotation of a GenBank genome assembly. Lineage: Eukaryota; Viridiplantae; Streptophyta; Magnoliopsida; Brassicales; Brassicaceae.